AUGUCGUCCAUGUCCGGCGGCAUCAGCUGCUUUUCCUCCGCCACCGCCCGCCACGCCAGCAGCUCCAGCUCGCGCGCGUUGCUCACCACAACGUUCCACAUGAAAAGCGCGCCGAACGCCUCGUCCGGCGCUAGCACGUGCCGGUGGCGCUGCAGAAAGGAUGGCCUCAGCGACUCAUUCAGCUCCUCGGCUCCCAGCGUCCACUCGGAGCCGCCGCGAAACGUCGUCAGCGACCGCCGCGCGUUGCGCUCCACCCAUGUUUCGUAUUCGGGCACUGUCUCUUCCAGCAGCUGGUCGAUGGUGUUGAGCUGGUGCGCCGGUUUGGGGGGUGGCGGCGUGUCGGGCGGGGAGAGCUCGCUGUCCAGGUCGGUGUCAGACGUGCCGGCGUCGUCGUGUGGGCGGUCGUCGUCGUCCGGGAUGUGGGGUAUGCCGCCCGGCGGAAGGAAGACGGCGGUGGGUGUUGUGCGGUGCAGCGGUAGAGGCAGACGUGGGCGCGGUCGUCGGAGCGGGAAGCGCGCGCCCGGGUACGUCGAGGGGGAGAGGGUGACGGGGCGCGUGCGAUGCAAAUUGCGCACCGGUAGGCCGCCCCCUGGGACGAAGGCGAGUGGCUGGUAG
Chondrus crispus (carragheen) is the source of this 615-nucleotide messenger RNA. RefSeq lists its product as hypothetical. Bases 1 to 615 code for a protein of 204 amino acids. The record is from RefSeq and is a predicted model, not a curated record. Lineage: Eukaryota; Rhodophyta; Florideophyceae; Gigartinales; Gigartinaceae. The transcript has a single exon.